Molecule: messenger RNA, 1470 nt
Organism: Helianthus annuus (common sunflower)
Lineage: Eukaryota; Viridiplantae; Streptophyta; Magnoliopsida; Asterales; Asteraceae
Product: calcium sensing receptor, chloroplastic
Exons: 6
Coding region: 165-1331 (388 amino acids)
Biological process (GO): regulation of stomatal closure; cellular response to calcium ion; de-etiolation
Source: RefSeq, a predicted model, not a curated record
ACAAGGCGGGGCCAAUCUUUAUUUAAGAUUGAAAAUGAAUGGUGCAUUUGUGACUUCACUUCCUGAACCACCAAUCCUUUCACUGUUUUUAUAUCUCUUUUGACUCUGUUCUUUCGAUACUCUCCUCACUUCCAAAUCAUAUCUUCCACUCAUCGGCGGUGGUGAUGGCCCUCCGAGCUUCCGCCACCGCUAGCCUCAACCACCACUCUCCGCCACCCCCCUCACCCAAAUACCUCAUCCCUUUCAAACCCACACCCAAAAUCCGACCCGAUUCUUCUUCUCUCUCCCUCUCCACUUCCACCACUCUCUCCCUCUUGGCUCUCUUCACUGCCCCCAUUGAAGCUAAUGCCCUCGCUAUUUCCAAAGACGACAUCGUUUCAUCCAUAACUCAAGUGGAAGAGAAAAUCGACCAGGUUCAGAAGGUGGGUUCGGAUGUCUUUGAGCUCACAGGGAAUGUGAUUAAAACGGUGUCGGAUUUUCUGAAGCCGGCGAUGGAUGUGGCAAUGCCAGUGUUGAAGCAGGCGGGAGGAGAGGCGGUGAAGAUUGCUACGCCGGUGAUUACAGAGGCAUCGAAGAAAGCACAAGAAGCGAUUCAGAGCUCCGGGUUUGAUACUGAGCCGGUUUACAGUGCUGCUAAGACAGUAGCAGAUGCAGCACAGCAAACAGGGAAAGUGAUCCAGGAUGCCAAGCCGAUUGCGUCAACUACGGUCGAGACCAUCUCGUCAGCUGAUCCGACCACCAUUGCUGUCACUGGUGGAGUUAUAGUCCUCGCGUAUUUUCUACUGCCGCCUGUCUUUUCCGUCAUCUCUUUCAACCUUCGUGGGUACAAAGGUGAACUCACCCCAGCUCAAGUUCUUGAUCUUGUAUCAUCAAACAACUACACUUUGAUCGAUAUCAGAUCGGAAAAAGAUAAGGACAAAUCAGGUGUUCCACGCCUUCCCGCAAACGGAAAAAACAAGAUGAUCGCCGUCCCAUUGGAAGACCUACCAAGCAAAUUAAAAGGCCUUGUUAGAAACACCAAGAGACUGGAAGCCGAAAUCGCCGCAAUAAAGAUAUCUUAUCUAAAGAAAAUCAACAAAGGCUCCAAGAUUGUUAUUCUUGACACGUUCACGGAUUCAGCCAAGAUAGUUGCUAAAUAUUUAACCGCGCUUGGAUUCCAAAACUGUUGGAUCGUGGCUGACGGGUUCUCGGGAAACAAGGGAUGGCUACAGAGCCGGUUAGGAACCGAUUCCUACAAUGUAUCAUUUUCGCGUGUUUUAUCGCCAUCUCGGGUCAUUCCUGCUGUGAGAAGUUUGGGUACUACUAGCUCAACCAAGUUGCUUUCUGAAUGAUUCUUUUUAAUUGUUUCUUUAAACUAUAUGUGUGUAACAAUGGUGUUAAUGUGUAUUUUGUGGUAGAUAAUUUGAAGUGAGUAUAAAGAAAAAUUAUUGUAACCUCAGUUGAAAAGUUAUAGUCCGGUCACUCUUUUUA